Messenger RNA from Adineta ricciae, 1278 nucleotides. NCBI's taxonomy places the organism in Eukaryota, Metazoa, Rotifera, Eurotatoria, Adinetida, Adinetidae. The record is from the annotation of a GenBank genome assembly.
AUGACAAGAGAGCUGAAAUACAAAGGAAAAACAUGUCAUUUAAUUCGAUCUGUUCAUUUGUAUGUAUGCAAGUGCAUCUACGACAUUCAUUUGGUGAUGAGUUUUAAAACCGACAGUCAUUCGAUGAUCAUGGCCAAACCGUCGAACACAACGGGAGAUAUUCACGAUCCAUUUCAAGUUCAAAAGAAAAAUAUUCGUACGGCCGCACUCAUUGUUUGCACAUUUACAUAUUUAAUCAUCGGAGCAUGCAUUUUUGAUGCAUUAGAAGAUGCUCCAUCAACUGAUCGAAAACAUCUUUUCGAACGGAAAUUCGCUCAAUUUAAACUCGAUCAUAAUAUGACGAAUGCAACCUUUCGUCAAUUAUCGGAUUUAAUCAUGAAUAAAACAACCCUCCGUCACAAAUGGCAAUUCUAUGAUAGCUUCUAUUUUUCCACCGUUGUCCUAGCUUUGAUUGGUUACGGUCAUCGGACAUUGAUCACAACACGUGCCAAGAUUUUUUGUAUUCUAUAUGCCAUGUUAGGAAUACCAAUAUGGUUAAUUACAUUUCAAUCUGCCGGUGAACGAUUGAACUCAUUGUUGAGUCAUUUACUUUCGAAAGUUAAACGAUCGUUUCAUAUGAAGAAAACUAAGACGACGGAUGGAGAAUUAUUGAUUAUGGAAUCGUUUUUGUCGAUGGUUAUAUUACUAAUUGGUGCAUGUGUGUUUUCCAAAUAUGAAAAAUGGUCUUUUUUCGAUUCAUUUUAUUACGGAUUUAUUACGUUGACAACCAUUGGUUUCGGCGAUUAUGUUGUUUUACAAAAAACCGACGAAGAUCGAACGUUCAUUCGACAUGCGAAAUAUUUUAUUUUUUGUACAGCAUUCAUCUUUCUUGGUUUAACCGUCGUUGCUUCACUAAUGAACCUAUUAGUCAUACGAAUCGUUGCAUUCUACUCGCAAGAACGUUUACUUGAGAAACUUCGCGAAGAAGAAGCUGCUAGUCAAGCUGUACUUCUCAAAGGUGAUGUUAUUUGCUCAACGAACGCAAACAAGCCUCGAUCAAAAACACCCUCGUUGACAUCUGCGAGUCGACCAACGCAUCCGCAAACAGUACCAUUAUUAAUUCAUUCAAGUCAAACAUCGGUGUGUUCUUGUACGUGUAUGGAAACGUUCAGCGAAUGGAAAAAAGCACGUGCGAAGUGGAAGAAGCAAACUCUGAAUGAGCGAAGUAGAACAACGAAGAAAUCUGAUUCGACCGAUUCGAUUAAAAUGUUCUAUGCCAUGCGAAGAAGUUCAGUGUGA